Molecule: messenger RNA, 1140 nt
Organism: Zalophus californianus (California sea lion)
Lineage: Eukaryota; Metazoa; Chordata; Mammalia; Carnivora; Otariidae
Gene: FOXL2
Product: forkhead box L2
Exons: 1
Coding region: 1-1140 (379 amino acids)
Biological process (GO): anatomical structure morphogenesis; cell differentiation; regulation of transcription by RNA polymerase II
Molecular function (GO): RNA polymerase II cis-regulatory region sequence-specific DNA binding; DNA-binding transcription factor activity, RNA polymerase II-specific
Source: RefSeq, a predicted model, not a curated record
AUGAUGGCCAGCUACCCCGAGCCCGAGGACACCGCGGGGGCCCUGCUGGCCCCGGAGACCGGCCGCGCAGCCAAGGAGCCGGAGGCGCCGCCGCCGCCGAGCCCCGGCAAGGGAGGAGGAGGCGGCGGCGGCGCCGGGACAGCCCCGGAGAAGCCCGACCCCGCUCAGAAGCCCCCGUACUCGUACGUGGCGCUCAUCGCCAUGGCGAUCCGCGAGAGCGCCGAGAAGAGGCUCACUCUGUCCGGCAUCUACCAGUACAUUAUCGCCAAGUUCCCGUUCUACGAGAAGAACAAGAAGGGCUGGCAGAAUAGCAUCCGCCACAAUCUCAGCCUCAACGAGUGCUUCAUCAAGGUGCCGCGCGAGGGCGGCGGCGAGCGCAAGGGCAACUACUGGACGCUGGACCCGGCCUGCGAGGACAUGUUCGAGAAGGGCAACUACCGGCGCCGCCGCCGCAUGAAGCGGCCCUUCCGGCCGCCGCCCGCGCACUUCCAGCCCGGCAAGGGGCUCUUCGGGGCCGGAGGCGCCGCGGGCGGCUGCGGCGUAGCGGGCGCGGGGGCCGACGGCUACGGCUACCUGGCGCCCCCCAAGUACCUGCAGUCCGGCUUCCUCAACAACUCCUGGCCGCUACCACAGCCGCCCUCACCCAUGCCCUACGCCUCCUGCCAGAUGGCGGCGGCCGCUGCGGCGGCGGCGGCGGCCGCUGCCGCCGCGGGCCCGGGCAGCCCGGGCGCGGCCGCGGUGGUCAAGGGGCUGGCUGGCCCGGCCGCCUCGUAUGGGCCGUACUCACGCGUGCAGAGCAUGGCGCUGCCUCCCGGUGUGGUGAACUCGUACAACGGCCUGGGAGGCCCGCCGACCGCGCCCCCGCCGCCGCCUCACCCCCACUCACACCCGCACGCACACCAUCUGCACGCGGCCGCCGCACCCCCGCCUGCCCCGCCGCACCACGGGGCCGCAGCACCGCCCCCGGGCCAGCUCAGCCCAGCCAGCCCGGCUACCGCCGCGCCCCCGGCGCCCGCGCCCACCAAUGCGCCGGGCCUGCAGUUCGCCUGCGCCCGGCAGCCCGAGCUCGCCAUGAUGCAUUGCUCUUACUGGGACCACGACAGCAAGACCGGCGCGCUGCACUCGCGCCUCGAUCUCUGA